GGCAGGCCCCGCGCCGCGGCAGCCUCUGCCCGCCGCCCGCUGCCCGCCUGGCCGGCGAGGGAGGGAGCGGCUGCAGCCGGCGGAGCGGAGGGACGGGGCCGAGCGGCUCCCCCCGCUCGCAGGCCCCGGGCGCCGGGGAGGCGGCGGCGGGGGCGGCGCGGGGACAUGGUGGCGGGAUGGCCCGCAUCGCCGCCGCCUUCCCGCUGCACCUGCUGGUCUGGCACAACCGGCACCAGGCGCUGGACAGCGCGCUGCGCACCGGGCAGCAUGACAUCGAGCUGAUUGACCCACGGGGCCGGACCCCCCUGGAGCUGGCCGUCUCGCUGGGCAACCUGGAGUCGGUCCGGGUGCUGCUGCGGCACAAUGCCAACGUGGGCCGCGAGAACGCGGACGGCUGGACAGUCCUGCAGGAGGCUGUCAGCACUGGGGACCCUGAGAUGGUGCAGCUGGUGCUCCAGUACCGUGACUACCAGCGUGCCACCAAGCGCCUGGCUGGCAUCCCCGAGCUGCUCAGCAAACUGCGCCGGGCCCCAGAUUUCUAUGUGGAAAUGAAGUGGGAGUUCACCAGCUGGGUGCCCCUGGUGUCCAAGAUAUGCCCAAGCGAUGUGUACCGGGUAUGGAAGCGGGGCGAGAGCUUGCGGGUUGACACCACCCUGCUGGGCUUUGAGCACAUGACCUGGCAGCGAGGGCGACGUAGCUACAUCUUCAAAGGCGAAGAUGAGGGUGCUGUAGUGAUGGAGGUGGACCAUGACAAGCAGGUGGUGUACACGGAGGCACUGUCACUGGCCCGGCAUGAGCCGGAGCUGAUGCUGGCUGCCAUGCAGCCCACAGAGGAGCACGUGGCCGGCCGGCUUACCUCGCCCAUCGUUGCCACACACCUUGACACCAAGAAUAUUGCUUUUGAGCGGAAUAAGUCUGGCAUCUGGGGAUGGCGCUCGGAGAAGAUGGAAGUGAUCAGUGGCUAUGAAGCAAAGCAGGUUUACAGUGCCAGCAAUGUAGAGCUCAUCACUAAGACGAGAACUGAGCACCUGUCUGACCAGGACAAGUCCCGCAACAAAGGCUCCAAGACGCCCUUCCAGUCCUUCCUUGGGAUUGCCCAGCAGCAUGCUGCCCACAAUGGGGCCCCUGUGCUGCAGUCUGCCACUCCCACGAACCCCACAGCCAUCACCCCCGAGGAGUAUUUUGACCCCAACUUCAACCUGGAGGCCCGCAACAUUGGCCGACCCAUUGAGAUGUCCAGCAAGGUGCAGAGGUUCAAGGCCACGCUGUGGCUGUGUGAGGACCACCCCCUGUCGCUGGUGGAGCAGGUGACGCCCAUCAUCGACCUCAUGGCCAUCAGCAACGCUCACUUCGCCAAGCUGCGCGACUUCAUCACUCUUAAGCUGCCACCUGGUUUCCCAGUCAAAAUUGAGAUUCCCCUCUUCCAUGUCCUCAAUGCCCGGAUCACCUUCAGCAACCUGUGUGGCUGUGACGAGCCCCUAAGCUCAGUGCGGAUCUGCUCCUCCUCACCCAGCCACUCCCCAGUGGAGCCCAAGGAGCUGGGUAUGGGCGCAGAGGCUCCUGCAAACCCCAGAGUGUUCCCAUUCCCCUGCGAGGUGGACCCAUCAGUGUUCGAGGUGCCCCAGGGCUACACCGUCCUGGGUGCUGGUCGCAAUGAGCCCAUGCGUGAUGAGGAUGAUGACCUGCUGCAGUUUGCUAUCCAGCAAAGCUUGCUUGAUGCUGGCACUGAGACUGACCAGGUCACCAUCUGGGAGGCGCUGACCAACACACGCCCAGGUUCCAACCCACCUUCCUACGAAGAGGAGCUGCAGCUGGAGCGCGCCAUCCAGGAGAGUAUGUUCCUACAGUCAGGGCAGGGCUUGGGCGAGUCCGGCAGCGAGGGCAACAGCAGUGUGCUCCCCGCUGAGGGCAGCCCUGCGCCCAGCACCAAUGGCUCGUCCUCGUCGAGGCCCCCAGCCUACCCCAGCUUCGACGAGCAGCUGCGCCUGGCCAUGGAGCUGUCGUCCCGGGAGCAAGAAGAGCAGGAGCGCCGGGAACGUGAGGAGGAUGAGGAGCUGCAGCGCAUCCUUCAGCUCUCGCUGACGGAGAAGUAGCAUCCAGGCCAGGCCCGGCCACAGGGCCCCCAAUCUGAGCCUCCCCAGCGUGUGCUGUUGUGAUUUUAACCUCAAGUGGGGGUCCCCACCUCCUGCCCUGUGCGGGUGGCCAGACUGGACACGGCAUUUCAGACCCCUCUGCCUUCCCCAGGAUUCUCUUGGCCCUGACCCCUCCUGGGUCUUAUUUAAUAUAACUCCUGUACAUUU
This is a messenger RNA of Alligator mississippiensis (American alligator), 2300 nucleotides long. It is a transcript of the gene ANKRD13D, whose product is annotated as ankyrin repeat domain 13D. Gene Ontology annotation, cellular component: cytoplasm. Lineage: Eukaryota; Metazoa; Chordata; Crocodylia; Alligatoridae. The record is from RefSeq and is a predicted model, not a curated record. Bases 177 to 2093 code for a protein of 638 amino acids. The transcript has 15 exons. Gene Ontology annotation, molecular function: protein binding.